This is a messenger RNA of Mercurialis annua (annual mercury), 1544 nucleotides long. RefSeq names its product 25S rRNA (cytosine-C(5))-methyltransferase NSUN5. Gene Ontology annotation, cellular component: nucleolus. The transcript is spliced from 12 exons. Gene Ontology annotation, biological process: rRNA base methylation. Bases 16 to 1515 code for a protein of 499 amino acids. Lineage: Eukaryota; Viridiplantae; Streptophyta; Magnoliopsida; Malpighiales; Euphorbiaceae. The record is from RefSeq and is a predicted model, not a curated record. Gene Ontology annotation, molecular function: methyltransferase activity.
UUUACGCACGAAAAAAUGCGGAACAACAAGAAGAUGAAACCUCAUGCUAAACCACCAUCAGGAGUAGCCGCCGCCGGGAAGUCUGAAACUGUGCGGCUGAGCAAAGUCGAGAGGUCAGCUUUAUUUGCAAGAAGAGAAGCCGCCACCGUUUUAAAAACAGUUCUUCACGGUCACAAUCAACGGCGAGCUGUCGCCUCGAUCAAGUCCCUUGUUUAUAGCCCUUCUAUUCGAAACAAGAAGGCCACUUUUGCCCUUGUCUGCCAAACCCUAAAAUAUUUACCUAUUAUUAAGGAUGUAUUGGAGUCUGCUGGUGUACUUAAUAGCACCUUGAAGAAAAAAGAGGAAUUGGUGUAUAUAAUAGCUUAUGACAUUCUAUUCAGCCAGGAGAUCUCACUGGCUGGUGAUGUGGAGAAGCUUCUUUUGCGUCGGAAAAAUGAUCUUCAGAAAGCUCUAGCUAAGGUUUUAGUGAGAAAGAAAGUGAAGAAUGUUGAUGAUUUGCUUGCUCUUUAUCGGCCUACUGAUAUGCCUAAACCUUGUUAUGUUCGUGUGAAUACUCUAAAAUCAGACAUAAAUACUGCUUUGCUUGAAUUAGGAAAGAAAUUCACGGUUCAAAAGGACGACACAGUACCUAAUCUGUUGAUGCUCCCUCCAAACAGUGAUUUACAUGAUCAUCCUUUGGUGUUGAAUGGAAGUGUUUUUAUCCAGGGAAAGGGAAGUUCGAUGGUGGCAGCAGCCCUUGAUCCGAAACCUGGUUGGGAGGUUAUGGAUGCAUGUUCAGCUCCAGGAAACAAAACUGUUCAUCUUGCCGCACUAAUGAGAGGAAAGGGAAGAAUUAUAGCAUGCGAGCUGAACAAAGACAGGAUUAAGCGUCUAGAAUACACGGUCAAACUCUCUGGUGCUGCUAACAUUGAAGUACGGCAUUGUGACUUCUUGAACUUAAAUCCAAAAGAUGCUUCUUUCUCCAAGAUUCGUGCUAUUCUCUUAGAUCCUUCUUGUUCUGGAUCCGGGAUUGCUGCACAGAGGUUAGACCAUUUGCUCCCAUCCCAUGAUUCUGAUGCGUCUGACACGGGAAGAUUGAACAAGCUCGCAGCCUUCCAAAAGAAGGCUCUUAGCCACGCAUUAUCUUUCCCAGCAGUUGAAAGAAUAGUUUACAGUACAUGCUCUAUCAACCAAACCGAGAAUGAAGACGUGAUCAUGUCGGUUUUACCUCUUGCCGCAUCUCAUGGGUUUCAGCUGGUCACUCCCUUACCUCAGUGGGGUCGACGCGGUCUUUCAGUUUUUGAGGGCUCUGAGCAUUUACUUCGAACAGAUCCAGUGGAGGACAAAGAAGGCUUCUUCAUUGCGCUUUUUGUCAAGAAAGACAGCAGCUUUAUUGAUUCAGAAAAGUUGCCCAGAAAAGUUCAUUCCUCUUUGUCGACUGGAAAACAUAAUUUUAAAAAAGAUAACCAUGUAAAGAGGAAAAAACUAUUUAUGCCUCUUCUCUUCAAUAAAAUAUCCAAAUUUUGGUUGCAUUAAUCAUUUUUAUAACUUAAUUCUUAAUUCAA